Larimichthys crocea (large yellow croaker) is the source of this 1610-nucleotide messenger RNA. It is a transcript of the gene cybc1, whose product is annotated as cytochrome b-245 chaperone 1. The transcript is spliced from 6 exons. The coding region runs from base 185 to 808 and encodes 207 amino acids. The record is from RefSeq and is a predicted model, not a curated record. NCBI's taxonomy places the organism in Eukaryota, Metazoa, Chordata, Actinopteri, Sciaenidae.
UCAAGUGAGACCGUCCAAUCAGAAAAGAGGAUUCCAGGAAGGAAGUGUCACCCAUUCAAGACAGUUGUUUUGCAACAACAAGAGAAGAACUUCCUUAUAAUCGGCGCAUGUGUUUCCUCGUACGAACCAAAUGCUUUUUCGCGAAGUCUGCAGGGAGAUUUAGAGAAAGAAAGAAAAGCUCAAGAUGGGAUACAUGACAGUAGAAGAGCACAGCUUCACUGUGCUCCACCUGAAGAGAUCCCCGGGCAUCCGUUCCUGGUCUCUACUUGUUGGUAUAGCGUCUAUUGGAUUGGCAGCUGCAUACUACAGCUCAGACAGCUUCUUGUGGAAGCUUUUCUAUGUGGCGGGCUGUCUGUUUGUAGCCAUGCAGAACAUGGAGGAGUGGGAGGAAGCUGUGUUUGACAAAACCAAGAACCUGAUUGAGCUCAAGAGCUUUAGCUUGUACGCUUUAGUCUUGACGUUAUGGAGGAAGGGGCACGAGAAAGUGGUGUUGGAUCUGACACAGCUGUGUGACGUGUGCGUCCAGGAGGAGAAGGUUCGCUAUUUGGGGAAGGGCUACCUGCUGAUGCUGCGGCUGGCUGCAGGCUUCUCCUACCCCCUGACUCAGAGUGCCACACUGGGUGGACGCAGUGAUGUGGAGGCAGUGGCUGCAUUGCUGAAGCGCUUCCUAGGGCUGGAGGAGCUGCAGCAACGCAGGCAGCAAGAGGAAGAGGCAGAGUAUGGAGAGGUGGAGAACGAGGAGGAGGAUUCUUUGGACAACAGCAGUGAUUCAGAUGACGAAGGAGAAGAAGAAGACGAAGAACACUAAUCUCUCUCUGUCACUUGCAGAGGUGGACUGAAACAGGGCAUUGCCAUGGCAUUACAGAGGCUGCAGUUUUAGUCACAUGUUUUACUGUUAGCAUGUGCAUGUAACACCAAGGGUGUAUCCCCUUUUAGUGUUUUUGUUUAUAUGUCAGGUGGGAUUUUAAAUUUUUUUUUAAAUCUUCAUGUGGGAUAUCAUGCAAAUGUUUCAUAGUGUAGCCAAACUUUUCUAAAACAGCUACUUGAAAUACAGAUAUGAGACCUUUUCUUUCACUGUACUGUCAACAUAGCUCAUUUUAAAUGAAUUACCCUCUUUGAGCUAAUUACUGUUUGAGAAUACACUCCAGAUUACAGAUUUACUGUGCCUUCCUACUGAACUCUAAUAAGCGUUUAUGUGUGUAAGUCAAUGGAAAGUGCUCUUCCCACAGUUUUCUGAACCACCCAGUUGAUAAUCACCUUUUUGCAUGUUUGUUCGUACCCAGAUGAAUCCAUGUGCAAACUAUAAUCAGGCAUGAAGGAUUUUUAUGGCUCAAUUAAGAGUGAAUUGUGUGUGAAAUGCUUCGCUGCUCUGUCUCUUAACGUUGAAGUACUUUUUGUGGACCAAAGACUGAAUCUCAGGCUAACUCUUUGCUGCUUUGGUCAAACUGGAAUCAGAGCUUUGUAAUGGCUGACGGCAAAUGUCUGCAUGUUCUGUUCUGCUUGAAAGAAAAUUAGAAGAUAUUUUUUUUGUUGGUUGAUUUUUUUAUUGUCUUUGUUACUUUGACCCAUUUGUAGGAAUUAUAUAAAGUUGUUUUAUAUGUAAACCCAAA